Bacidia gigantensis is the source of this 942-nucleotide messenger RNA. RefSeq lists its product as uncharacterized. The transcript has 2 exons. The coding region runs from base 1 to 942 and encodes 313 amino acids. NCBI's taxonomy places the organism in Eukaryota, Fungi, Ascomycota, Lecanoromycetes, Lecanorales, Ramalinaceae. The record is from RefSeq and is a predicted model, not a curated record.
AUGGACGAUGCUAGGCCCUGGAACGGAUUUCGCGAGGAACUCUACAACAACCUCCACGCCCGCUUCGACUCCGUCCGCACCGACUAUCAGGGCCGUACACUCCGGGGCAAAGUUUAUUUCUGGGUCGGCCACUUGUCUUACUUUCUUCCUCCGUUGGGAUUGCUACUCAUUAUGUUCUCACAUUUGCCCUCCGCGAUGCCAAUUGGCAAUCUCCAGACCUUCACCUUGGAUUUCACGACGGGAUACCAUGUCAUUACGGGAAUGACGAACGAGAGCUUCAAAGGACAACCACUACGGCAGGCGAAGUUCAUUCUUGGGGACUAUGGCCUUGUUCCGCUGGAUUUGCCUUUUAGUGGAUAUGGAGACACACAUUAUGAAGCUCUUUUCGGGAGUCAAGGGGGAGAGUUGGAGGUGAUACAUCGCGCACCUAGCAACGAAAUUCCCUCCGACCCAUUUUCUGGCCCAAGUACUUCAGUGGUCCUCGGCGAACAAGUCACCCAUCUAGUCUCCACAUACAUCUAUCCUCCCUGGACGAAUAAACUCAAAAUCCACCUCGCCCGGCCAGCAAAACUAUCCGCAUGCCUAAUCGUUCCCGGCUCACCACGGGGAAACCGUCUCUCAGUCCGCCGCCUCCUCAAAGACGGCUGGGUAAUUAACAUGAACGGAACAUCAUUCUCUGACCCUCGAACAAAAGAGCAGGAAAAGAAGCAAGACUGGGCGACUAAGGUGGGCCAGGGGAGAGGUUCUGGGCAAUCGGGCAUGGGCAUAAGGAUAGUGCUUCGACAUCGCAUGUCGCUCUUGGAAAUAAGACCGGACUGGGUGGUGACUGGACCGGGUAGAGCGGAGUGGCAGGUCACUUUCAUAGUGCCGGAUCAUGCGGUCUGGGGGAAUCGCUUGAGUAGGGCGUGGUCGAGGGCUACUCGUUUUACGUGGCAAAUGUGA